UAUUUAUUGAAUUGCGGUAUUAGGUUGGGGCACAAUAAUGGCGCAUUCACUGUUUGAUGGAAGCAAACAUGAAGACUCGGAUAGUAAUUCAGAGCGUUAUCGGUAUGUUUACUCUGGUCUUGGACUUCGUUCAACCGAAAGUUUAUAUAGGUCUGACGACGGUCUAUCCAGAAUUCCAGUUGAAGCAUCAGAUAUCGAUUCCAAUCCAAGAGGCAUGCCGCAACUAUUUCAUCGGGAAACCUCUGCUGUGGAUAUGCCAGUGUUGCCAGUAGGCUUUUCCGAAAAUGGAGGUCUCAUAUAUUUUAGGCCUCCAUCUUCAUUUGCGCAAAGGUCUACUUCAAAUCGAGAAUACGUUGAACAAUUGUUUGAACAGAACCACUGGUUUUCCUGCAGAGAGAUGUUUCAUGCUGAUUCUUUAGCGCCUUCGCGGCCAGUGACUAGCCAACGUAGAAUCCGCUGUCCAUAUACAAAUACAACAUCAUACACUUCUACAUUAUCGAUAGUAAGUGGUAGCGAUACUGAGGAGAGUGAUUUCGAAGAAAACACAGAGACUGUAUCAGGUUCCUCAAGUCACUUAAUUACUUCAGAGUACAAAAGUGCCACUGGGUCUGAUGCAGAUGAUACUCAGUACUUAUUGCAAAGUGGAUGUAGUACCAAUAAACUAUGUAGAUCAGCGAAUGGUCCUGCUUCGUAUUCACGCGGUCCCCGUAAAAGCAGCAUGACGUCAGCGAGGAAACAGAUUCACAAGAAGGUGUCACACGUUGCUUCUCACUGUUCACAGGGCCAUUCAAAGAACAGCCACGUUGCUCGUAAAACACAACAUAAGCAAGGAAGGUCCGAUAUUUUCCAUCCAACUGUAGAUCGAAGUUUGAAAACCUCAAGAAGAAAAUAUGAUUGUCUGAUAACAUAUGCAUCCGAUGCUACGACCAAGCGUCAACUUGCCGCAAAAUAUUUGAUCGCACGUGGUUAUAAUGUGAUGACUGAUGUAUCUUCAAGCGCAAUCGCAAGCUACUCCACUCUCAAAGAAAAGGAUGUUCUGAAAAAACUAGAAAAAAUAUUUCACAAGUGCGAUUUUGUCUUAUGCUUCUUGUCUGAAGAAUAUAUUUUACGAAUUAUCGGUAAAAAAACAAAACACGACCAGGUGCACAUUCGGUUUUUCGCCAAUCUUAUGGAAGAGGAAUAUAAACAAAAUGGGAAAACAAACAUGAGAUUCCUUCCGAUUCAUAUGGGAAGCAAGUAUUCAAAAAUGAAUAACAUACCAAAGUAUUUAACAUCUUAUCCCGAGAACAAGUGCCGGCAGUUCCAGGAAUUGGUUCGGGAAGCUUUCAUUUGCCAAGAACAGUUGACAUUAGAGUAUUGUCAGGAACAAUUGACGGAAUUGGGAGAGUGAUAUUUAAUACACCGAUAAAAUGAAAUGACAAUUCGGCUGCACGUGAUGCGUACAUGCGUCCUACGUUUAGGUUGACUAGUUUGCUAAAUCACCAUAAACCAAAGUAGGCCGAUUUAUGUUUCAUAGACCUAAUGGUAUGAUGCCAUAUCAAUAUUACAAUAACGUGUCAUGUUUGGUGCUGAAUAGUAUUUUGUAGAACCUUAAAUACUUAUUUGUACAAUGCAAUUGUUGCGCACUGCGUAUCUGUCCCAGUGAUGCUACCAGGAAGAGGGUCUCGAUUUGAAUGACCAAUCAGCAUCGCCGAAAGCUGUCGGUGAUACUUAACGCGUUGCGAUUUUUUAAGCCGGGUGCGUUACAUCAGAUAUUGAACUUUACCUCAGGUAGGCCUACUUGAGUAUUACGUCAAAUAAAAGUUCUACAUUCCAUUCGUCAAGGGAAGUUUUCACUCUUCAUUUUAUUUUCACGUAUUGUUUAUAUAUUUUUUUUGAAUUAAUUUGGAUUUAUGAUGUCAACUAUACGUUACACAAUAAACAAUUAUUUUGAAAGUUCAGGGACUGUAUGUAAAGAAAUCUGCUAUGGCUCAUAAAGAGACAGUUGAUCCAUAGAAUAUUAUAUAAGCCUGUUUGUUCACUCUGUGAAUAGAUUUGUUCAAAGAUCAUAGCAGAUAAUGUGCACUGGUAUUGAUUUUAUGUAAAGUCGGGCAUAUUUGAGUAUGCUCGCGUCAAAUAAAAAGUGCAAAAUUGUAUUCCUCUUGAGAAGUUUUCUUUUUUCAUUUUAUGUUCAUGCACAGUGGUGGCUCCAGAAAUUUUCCAAUGAGGGGUCCGACAUGUCUGACAGCGGAGAGGUCCAAACCAAGAAACUGUCUAGAGCGUCGAUCAGGGUCCAGCAAUAAAAAUUCCUGUGCAUUUUUUCCUUGUGUUUCUAGACCGCAAUAUUGGGAAUUGGAAAAUAACGUUUGGAUAUGAAAAUUAAUAUUUUUCAUCGGACGGAGAUUCAGGCCUGCCGCGCCGCCCCCACCUGCUGGCGCCACCACUGUUCUUGCAUGAAUACGCAUAUGAUGUAAAUAAUAGGGUACAAGCAUUUUAUAUAUAAAAUUUGUGAAUAGAUGCUUAAAGAUCAACAACGUGGCUUCCAUUCUUGUAAGUCACGUGAAAUAUAACUUAGUUAAUAUAAGUUAUAGGCUUGCAGACAGUAGGAUGGUUAAAUAAUGUUCUUUCACUCAUUGUUGAUUACAUUCAUUUCUAUUUCCAAAGUUAGCUAGAUAAUUUGAUUGAUCUUAAAUCUUCAUGCUAAAAAAUUCAGAACCGUAUCUUUUUGGGGGAAGGAGGGUGCGGGGUGUGCAAAAAUGGACCAAUUGGCCGCGUAUGACAACGUACGAUAACGCCCAAAAACGUAUUGAACCCAAAACCCUCAAGGUUCCCAUUCGGUUUGAGAAACCUAAUUAAAAUCCCACUGGCCCAAUUUCAUUAGGGAUUUCGAACUGGACAGGGGGUAAAUUCCGCCCAUAGGGAGGCCGAAUUCACUAACUACAGUAUUUCCGACAGGAAUGGGAAUGUGUACACUGGGUAUUAUAAAAAAUAAUAUUUAUGAUUGAAAAAUAACACUGAAUCCCAAUUCCGACUUUGGUUUCCCUCUACAAUUUUAACAUCGGACAUUAAGGGGAUUUAGCUAAAAAAUAAGAUCUAAUCUUGUAUACUUAAUUACUUGUUUGACGAAUCGUAUGGGAUUUACUCAUUAUCAUUAACCUUGUUACUAAGUAAUUAGGAGACGCAUUAAUUACCGAAAUAGUCACCUUACUGGUAAUUUUCUCUAUUGUGAUGUCUUCCCGUUAGGAAAGUGCAAAUCUUUAGGACGUGUAAACUAAUGAACUUCUGACAUUUAUUAGGCUUUAUUGUUGCCAGGUUCAAGCAGGGAUUUGUUACAAACUGUUUUUUCUGUAAAUUGUCGAUGUGUAAUUUAAAUUCAAUUACGAUGUACAGUGCUUCAGUGGCAUACUGGGCACAAUGAAUACUUCGCUUUAACGAAAUGAUGAAAAAAUAAUGUUUAAUAAGGUUAAAGAAUGUUACUCAAUUAAAUCUUGAAAAUCUUUUCUACUGAAAUAAAUUGUUGCUUUUUUGUUGAA
This is a messenger RNA of Anneissia japonica, 3512 nucleotides long. RefSeq lists its product as uncharacterized. The transcript has 6 exons. Lineage: Eukaryota; Metazoa; Echinodermata; Crinoidea; Comatulida; Comatulidae. The record is from RefSeq and is a predicted model, not a curated record. Bases 38 to 1390 code for a protein of 450 amino acids.